AUGGCGAUUCAGUGCCUUCGGGCUGGCUUGCCGGAAGUCUUGAAAGCCAACUUGAUGGGUUCCCUUCACUGGUGCUUGCUACUGGUGCUGGGCCAGUCCAUCUUCAUGGCAGGAUUCAAAAAGAAGAUGCUGGAGUUCAACCAGAACGGCGCAGCUGCGCAGAUGUCUUGUCAGGUCGUGGCCUCGAUCAGCAUCACCUUGCCCACCUUAUACGGCUCCGUGGCGGGCGUCUCUCCCGAGGACGUGUUGCUCCUCUCAAGAGUCUGUGCCCUGUUCUUGAUCUUCCUCUACCUUAGUUUCAUCUACUUCCACUUGAAGACUCACAAGGCUGGGGGCAACAAGCGACCGGUAAGUCAGGCUUUCCGCGGAGCUCGGCGGAAAGCCAUCUUCAGAGCUAUGCGUGUGCCUGCCAAAUAG
Messenger RNA from Durusdinium trenchii, 417 nucleotides. Lineage: Eukaryota; Dinophyceae; Suessiales; Symbiodiniaceae. The record is from the annotation of a GenBank genome assembly.